UGGCUCCUGCGCUGGUGUGGAACGUGGGUCCCACGGUGGGUGCUGCGGAGGGCAGGCUGUGGUCAGGACACACACACGUGUUUAACUUUGACAGAUGGGAGGUGCAGCAGCAGCCCCCACCGCACCAUGCCCAUGCCACCAUGCGGCAGCGUCCCCUGUCUGAAUAGCCCCUGCCCAGCCGGUCUGUCCCCAGUCCUGCCUUCCCAGGCCCCUGUCCCAGCGCAAGGCAGCAGAGCCAUCUGGCAGCAGGUCCCCUUGCACUCUGCUUUAUUUUGUGCUCGAUUGGUGGCUUUCAGAGUGAGUGGGUGCCAUCUCCCAAGUUUCCCCAUCAGUGGGGGUGAGGCCAUUGCCCCUGGGCACAUGCCUGGAGAACAGAGAGGUGGGAUGUGAGGCCCAGUACCUGCUGUCCCCCAUUUACCAGUUGAGCAAUGGAGGCAACACGUGCCCUGCAAACAUCUCCACCCCGAAACCCAUUGGCAGCACGACAAGCCUGGGAAAGCAGCGUGAAAGGAGACAGACCCCUUCCCUCAUCAUGGCCCGCACACCCAGAGCACAGCCACUGCCCUGUGGCUGGUGUCCCCAGGUGACAACCCACUGGGCCGGAGGCGCAUGUUGUGCCACUGACCCAGGGGGGGCUCGGAGCAUCCUGCCACAGGAAGAUAAAGCCUCUUCCAGCAGUGCGGCAGCCCUUAUCACCCACAUGCAGCUGGUUGGAGGGAAGGGAGAUGCGGCAGAUCCUGUGAUGCAAACAGGACGGGCACUGCAGGAACAUCAGCAGGGAACUCCCAAAUUCAAGCAUUAGAUGAGGUCACGUGCCUGCCGGCAGCUUCAGGGCAUGGCAGGCAUUUGCCAAGAGGAGGUGGAAGCUCUCCUCUGUGGUAUGGUGACCCGCAGAGAAGCAAAGGUGCUUCUCCUGGCCAUCCAGUCCCUCUGGACUUUGAUCUGCUCGUGAGAAGAAGCUGGAAAUGUUGUGCAAGCCCAGUCCAGCCAGGACCUGCUGAGGUGGCCAGGGGAGCGGAGAGCAGACUGAAGACCCAUCCAAAACCUCCUAUCCCAGCACAAACCCACAGGUGAGUCUUGCAAUUUCCACUUUCAACAGGGAAUCCUGCCUCCCCUCCCAUUGAUUGCUGCAGACGUGCUGGUGUCUCUCCAGGAUGGAGACAGAAGAGAGGGAGUCCCUGGCCCAAGAGGUGGAGGAGAUGAGUAGAAGAGCUGAUGUGACCCUGGAUCCAGACACUGCCAACCCCUUCCUCAUCCUGGCUGGUGACCAAAGAGCCGUGGGACGGGGGGAUGAGUGGACCACGCUGCCCGACAACCCCGAGCGGUUCGACACGGAGCCGUGCGUGCUGGGCAACCAGGGCUUCACCUCGGGGAGGCACUGCUGGGAGGUGGAGGUGGCCCAGGGGGGAGACUGGUGGGCUGUGGGGGUGGCCCAGGAGUCUGUCAGGAGGAAGGGAGUCCUCAGUUUUACUCCCCAGGAGGGGAUCUGGGCUGUAGGGCAGUGGUUUGGACAAUAUCACGCUUUCACUGACCCUGACUGGACCCCCCUGCACCUUCCCUGCCUCCCCAGGGCCAUCCAGGUCUGCCUGGACUUUACGGGCAGGCAGGUGGCAUUUACUGAUGCUGAAAACGAAGCCCCAGUCUUCGCUUUCUACCUGACUUCAUGUGAUGGGGAGAGGCUACACCCAUGGCUCUGGGUGGGGAUGGACUCGUGGCUCAAGCUGUGCCCCUGACACGGAGCGUGGGUGGCAGGGGGGAUGCUGAAAAGGCAAACACCAUUGUCUUGGUGCUGGGGACUGGGAGGGUCCUGCAUCUUUUCCUUGCAUGGUUCCUCUGGCCACCGAGUGGGACGUCUGGCAGGGCUUGGAGACAAACACCACCAAAGAGCCUCCUUCAUCCCCUCCAGCCCACAGCGGGGACCGCAGAGACAACUCACAGAGAUUCGGUGAAUGGAAGAGCUUGGUGCCAAGUGGCCCCAGGGCAUUGAGUGCCACGGCACUGCAGAGCUGCCAUGUACAAGGCCAUUAAAAAUACAGCAGGUUCAAGCUCUUUAAAAGGUGCUGGAGUAAUGUCUCUGGCUUUUUCCAGUUAAUCUUAAUGAUUAAAUGAAAAAAAAACCACCACAAAACCCAACUUAGCUGGAUGCUGGAGCUCAUGAUAAUGCUUAUCUUCUCCUUACGUCCAAACCUUUCCUUGCCUUAUUUUCACUUCUCACUGACGUGUGCAUUAAGCACAUUUUUUAUAGCAGAGCACUGGUGACAGCCCCAGGGACAGCCAAGGGAGGUAAGUAAGAAACUGAGAAGUGUCUGAAGCCCACAGGUGAGGCAAUUCCCCCAGAUCUGCCCUUCUCCGAUCUUCUCCCAUGAAGGACUCUUUCAGCAGACCCCACCUGCGGGGUCCUGACAGCAGACACUCCUCUUUCAUCAGCCCAUCCAGACAGAUAAUCUGCUUGGACAAUUUAGCAGCAUUUUCUUUCAAUCUUGUUUUAAUCUGCUUCUCCAGCUCCCCCAGCUGAGCCAGCAGCAGGCACUCGUGUUCCUACAGGUACUGUCACUGCUGCUUAAAUUUAGGCACAAACUUCUGCCUCUCCACCUUCCUUAAGGAAAAAUCCUUACAAGCAGGAACAAUCCUCUCAAGGGAGGGUGGGACCAUGGAAAGGGACAGGGAGCAAUUAAAAGUAUCCAUGGCUUUUACUUUCUGGUGUGGAGCGUGACUGUAAUUCCCGGGGUGCUUAUCGUGCACCAACAGCUGAACAUGAUGACUCAGUCUCCCAGACCCCAAGAAUCAACCUUUCUUCACCCUCCCCAAAUGAAAUUCUUCCUGGUAGCACCAUGUACCUACUAGAUAGUCCUGGCAGAUCCACCUCUCCUUCCUUUCCCAUUUCUCCAGUUCUCCUUUCUCUUUCCUGAGGCUCUCCAGCUGUGACUGGAUUUUCUCCUGGAAGAAGAGACCUCCUUUAGGAGCCCCCCACCACCCACAUAUGCUUUGUGUCCAUAAACCAGUCCAUACCCCGGGCUGGACACGAGAAGCCUCAGGCAGAGUCAGCCUCUGGACCUGUGGCUCCAGGAUGCUUGCAGGGGUCAGCGUGACUGGGAAGUGAUGAGGGAACAUGCAGGAGAGGGGGACUGGGGAGAAACAGAGGAGGAACAGGCAGAAAGGGGCAUAAGGGACUGGUCAUGGGUAAAACGGAGUUGGUCAGUGCAUUUGCCUGACCUGGUCCUGUGCCUCAUCACCGCAGUCUGUCCUACCUUCUCAUUAAAUCCUUUCUUAACUGUCA
Molecule: messenger RNA, 3277 nt
Organism: Calidris pugnax (ruff)
Lineage: Eukaryota; Metazoa; Chordata; Aves; Charadriiformes; Scolopacidae
Product: thaicobrin-like
Exons: 3
Coding region: 1155-1733 (192 amino acids)
Molecular function (GO): protein binding
Source: RefSeq, a predicted model, not a curated record